AAACAAGACUGAAGAAAACAAUUUAUUAAACGGACUGUUUAAAGAGACUGGAACUGAAAGGCUAAGAUGACUCGUCACGCAAGAAACAGUACAGCAGGAACUGUUUACACCUACCAUGAGCGUAAGAAAGAUACAAACGCUUCCGGUUAUGGAAGCAAAGAGGUUCGAUUCGGCAAAGAUUCUGUUAAAGAAUUUGAUUGCUGUUGUUUGACUUUACAACCCUGCAAAAAUCCAGUUGUUACGCCACAAGGGUAUUUGUAUGAUAAGGAAGCCAUCUUGGAAUACAUCAUUCAUAAGAAAAGGGAAAUUGCAAGGCAGAUGAAAGCGUUUGAGAAACAGAAAGAGAAAGCACAAAAGGAUGACCAAAGCCUAAUUGAUGCAGAAACUGCUAAGAACACACAGAAAUUCAUAGAUAGAGAAACCAAUCCGAUCGUUGGAGUCGGUAAUAAAAGCGAAGAAAGUAAACCAAGUACUAGCAGUCUGUGUAAUAUGAAAAAUGGCAAAGAGAAAGUAUUACCCAGUUUCUGGAUACCAAAUCUCACGCCGUCUGCUGAACCUACAAAGGUUAAAAAACCAGACGAAAAGGUCAGAUGUCCGAUGAGUGAAAAGCCAAUCAAAAUGAAGGAUUUGAUACCUGUUAAAUUUACAGAAAUUAAAGAUGGCGACACCAAAACAGCAUUGAUUACAAAAACUGCACGAUAUGUGUGCGCGGUCACUAAUGAUGUAUUGGGAAAUUCGGUUCCAUGUGCUGUUUUAAGACCAUCAGGAUGUGUAGUGACAGUGGACUGUGUUGAAAAGCUCAUCAGAAAAGACAUGUUGGAUCCCAUCAAUGGUGAAAAGCUUCAAGAUAAAGAUAUUAUUUAUUUACAGAGGGGAGCUUCUGGUUUCUCUGGGUCUGGAGUUGGGCUAGAGGCUAAGUUAGAUGGUGCAGCGAUACAGUGUUAAUACUGGUGUAAUGACAGUAGCAAAGAUAAUCAUGUACAUUGGGUGUGAUCUGAAGUAAAUCAGGUUAGAUAAGUAAUAAGUAUGUGUACAAUUAGUCUACUGCAAAAUAACAUUGACUGUUUGUGUUUUGAAUAGUCCUUGGAAGUCCAUCAAUAUCUUUCUUUGAUUAUUCUGUGUGUUCAGGUUUUAAAAUGUCUCUGGAUGUUUUCCUCACCCAUCAUGAAACUACUAGUAAAUAUUCCUAGUUUGUUUUGUAAAUAGUAUCUUUAUGUAAAUAUAAUGUUCAUUUAUUUU
Messenger RNA from Lottia gigantea (owl limpet), 1239 nucleotides. RefSeq lists its product as hypothetical. Gene Ontology annotation, cellular component: nucleus. The coding region runs from base 67 to 945 and encodes 292 amino acids. Gene Ontology annotation, molecular function: ubiquitin protein ligase activity. NCBI's taxonomy places the organism in Eukaryota, Metazoa, Mollusca, Gastropoda, Lottiidae. The record is from RefSeq and is a predicted model, not a curated record. The transcript has 2 exons.